Molecule: messenger RNA, 4127 nt
Organism: Zingiber officinale
Lineage: Eukaryota; Viridiplantae; Streptophyta; Magnoliopsida; Zingiberales; Zingiberaceae
Product: DIS3-like exonuclease 2
Exons: 7
Coding region: 379-3642 (1087 amino acids)
Cellular component (GO): exosome (RNase complex); P-body
Molecular function (GO): 3'-5'-RNA exonuclease activity; RNA binding
Source: RefSeq, a predicted model, not a curated record
AGGGAAAGGGAAAGGAAAAGGAAAAGGACGGAAGGCGAAGUCGGCGCAUUUGUCUUUGCCGACCAAUCAUCUCAUCGCUUCCGCCUCUCCUUCUUCGCGAUUAGAAAGAAGUUCGAGAUUUCGAUCGCUUCCUACUACUUCCUUGCUUCUUUCUAAUCUUCCUUCUCCUUCGACUGCACCCAUCUUCCUUUCCGAUAACCCGUAUUUUUUUCCCGUUAUCGGAAAGGCUUAUACCUGAUCUCAUCAAUCUCUAGAUCUAGGGUUUGUUGCCUUUGUCCUCCUUCUUGAACUUCUUGUUUUUUUUUCUCUCUCCCUUUUCCGGUCCUUUUAUUUGGGUUUUUUUUGGUGCCCUUUCUCUGGUGAGAUUCAAAUCGAGGCAUGAAAGCGUUGGACGAGCAGGUGGCGGCUGCUGCUGCUGCGAAGGAAGUAGAUAAGGAGAAGAAGCAACGGCGGCGGCGGCAGAAUCGGCGCCCCACCAAGCCGAGCCUGGAUAUGCUACCUGGUGCAGGAUGCAGCUUGGUGGACGCAGCUUGCGGGUCGGAGAAGUGGAGUGGCAUAAUCGGUUCUGCACCUAACAACGCAUCUGAAAUCGCCUUCAAUUCACUGCCGACGAUGCAUUUUAAUGGCACCGGCAGUGUUUUAGGCUUGGAUAUUGCAUCCGGUGCUGCCGACAGAGGGGAGAUUUCAAAAUCCUGUCCUUUUCCAGGUUUCUAUUUUCCGGUGGAGGAAGUUCCUUCUGGAGGGCCAGCUCUAUCGGGCAAUUCAAAGAAAUAUUUUGAUCCGCAUUGGUCGGAUAUGUCUGUUGAAGAAGCGAUCAAGAAGGGUCGAGCGUUUAAAGCAACAUUUCGUGUCAAUGCACACAAUCGGCUUGAGGCCUACUGUACCAUAGAUGGCCUACCUGUGGAUGUUCUUAUCAACGGAGUUCCAGCCCAAAAUAGAGCGAUAGAAGGUGAUAUUGUUGCUAUUGUGUUGGAUCCUGUUGCAAAUUGGGUAAAGUUGAAAGGAGUAAGUGUUCGUAGUAGUCUUAUUCCGUCAGAUGGUGUUGACAAUAUAACUGAGGCCAGAGAAGUGAUUGACUAUAAUGAUGUACAUAAAGAAAUAGUUGAUCUCUACUGCAAAUCUUCUAUUCCCAGUACUAAUACUCUCCCUUCAGACAAUGGGUACCAUAAUCAUGAAAACAGUGGUUUAUUUGAAGCUGUUAUUAGUGAUUUUGAAAAUGGAUCCGUCGUGUGUGAUAAACUGUCAAAUUCAGUUAAAAAUUGGGAAUUGGAACACAGAGAAGCUGCUAUUGCUUUAGAGAGAAUAUGUGCAAUGAUUAGUUCUAAUCAGUCAAAGCGUCCUACUGGUAGGGUAUUGUCCAUCAUCCGGAACUCUCCUCGACGUGAUGCAGUGAUUGGUUUUCUUGCUUUGAAGCCAUGGGUUCCUGAAGGGGAAGAAAACAGAAGGCAGAGUAAUGACCAAUUGCUUAAGAAAAGUAAGGAACCUGUACUCUUAGCUGGUUUGGACUAUAUACAAUUGAUACCUUUGGAUUCCAAGUUCCCAAAGAUGGUGGUUAAUGUGGAAAGCCUUCCAGAUUGUGCAAAGGACAGGCUUAAAAAUGGCGAUCUAUCAAUUGAAAGGGAACUAAUAGCUGCUCGAGUAGAUGACUGGAAUGAAGAAAGCCUUUGCCCCAAAGCCCAAGUUAUUCGUAUGUUGGGGCAAGGUGGGGAAACUGAGGCACAAAUGAGUGCUAUAUUGUUCAAACAUAGAAUAAACUAUUUUGACUUUUCUGCUGAAUCUUUGGCUUGUCUUCCAGAUCUACCUUGGAAGGUCCCUGAGGAGGAACUUAAAAUAAGAAAGGACCUUAGGAAUAUGUGCACAUUUACAAUUGACCCUUCUUCUGCAAUGGAGUUGGAUGAUGCAUUUUCCGUAGAACAGUUAUCUGAUAAAACAUUCAGAAUUGGUGUUCACAUUGCAGAUGUUUCAUACUUUGUUCUCCCAGAUACAGCAUUAGAUACUGAAGCCCAAGUGAGGUCAACCAGUGUGUAUAUUCCACAAUGUAAACUGUCAAUGCUGCCUUCGAAACUUUCUCAAGAAGUGUGCUCACUUUUACCGGGUCUUGAUAGGCUUGCCUUCUCAAUUAUUUGGGAAAUUGAUGAUUCUGGCAGCAUCAUGCAACAUUGGAUUGGCCGAUCAGUGAUUUGUUCUUGCUGCAAACUAUCUUAUGAUAAUGUAGAUGAUCUCAUGCACAUAGGAUUUGGCAUUGAUAGACUAAUUCAUUUUGAGAAAUUAUUUCCUGAAUUGCAUGGACAUUUUGAAUGGAAGGAUGUUGUGGACUCUCUUCGAAUUCUUCAGGUUAUCUCUAUGAAACUGAGGGAAUCUAGAUUCAGAGGAGGAGCUCUCGAGCUUGAGAAUCCUAAGCUUGCUAUCUUGUUUGAUGAGAAUGGAUCUCCAUCUGAUAGUUUUCUUGACAAGAGGAAAGAAUCUGGUUCUCUUGUUGAGGAGUUUAUGUUGCUGGCUAACAAAUCAGUUGCAGAGGUUAUCUCUAGGGUUUUGCCAGAUUCUGCUCUGCUUCGCAGGCACCCUGAGCCCAAUUUAAGGAAGCUUAAGGAGUUCAAAGUGUUUUGUGCAAAACAUGGUUUUGACUUGGAUGCUUCAACUUCUGGCAAACUGUACCUCUCAUUAUCUAAAAUCAAAGAGAAACUAAGAAAUGAUCCAGUUCUGUUUGAUAUUGUUCUCUCCUAUGCGUCAAAAGCUAUGCAGACUGCAUCCUAUGUUUGUUCUAGAGAUUUCAGGGGCAAGGAAGAUGAAUGGGCUCAUUAUGGGCUAUCAUUUCCACAUUUCACACAUUUCACUUCUCCAUUGCGAAGAUAUCCUGAUAUUGUUGUACAUAGAACUUUAUCAGCAAUACUUGAAGCUGAAAAUAUUUAUGCGAAGCUAAUACAGACUUCAGUUACGGCUAGCAAUGAACAAAUACCUGAGCAAAAAAUUGCUUAUGGAUUCUUUACCGGCCUUCUCUUUGAUAAGGAUGCUGCAGAAUCUGAGCAAGGUGGAAAAGCGUUAUCCUUGGCUGUUUUGAAACAUAAAGUUCCAGGGUCUGAAAUGCUUGCAGAAAUUGCUUCAUAUUGCAAUGAGAGACAGCUUGCUAGCAAGCAUGCUGAGGGAGCUGGAGUGGAGCUGUACCUUUGGACUCUACUGAAGAAGAGGGAGGUGCUCUUUUCCAGUGCUAGGGUUCUGGCAUUAGGACCCAGAUUCAUGACAAUUUACAUUAACAGUUAUGCUAUUGAGAAGCGGAUAUAUUAUGAUGAAGUUGAAGGAUUGGUUGUCGAGUGGCUAGAGGCUACCAACACAUUGGUUCUCAACCUAUCGAAGACUAAACCUUUCCAACGGAGGGGUAUUCCAGGGAAGUCUCGUGCCAUGGAAGAUGUAGCAUUAGUGCUUAACACAUCUGAGCUAGUGCUAGUAGAAGAAGAUGAUGAACACCCUACUUUUGGCUCUGCAACUUCUAGUACUUCCUCCACAGAAAACAAAAUUUUUCCUUCGUGCUUCCCUUUGGUGCUUCAAACUUUUUCCACUAUCCCGGUGGCUCUCUAUGCAGUUGGGGGGUACGAUGGUCCCAUAGAUGUCACUCCAAGGCUUUACAUGUGCUCAUACCUCAAGUAAGGCUAGGUUACUCUCAGAAGAUAAAUGAAUAAGCUCAAAGUGGAGGCAUGAUUUCGUCAAUACUCCAUUAAGUUAAAAAGGGCUCUUAUCAAUAGAUAUAGCACCCAAGUGUAGUAGUAGCAAUAUUAGGAAUAUUGUAAGCAUAGGGAGGUGGACUAGAUCGAUUGUCUUGUUGACAAUUUGCUAUGGAAUUGUUAGUUCAUGGAUUGAGGUAGGAGUUAGUUUUGCUUUUGGGGCAUUUUAAGUGGCUUUGCUCUAUUUUUAAUCAGUAAGCUGCUUUCUGGAGUUGGGAUUUUGCCUUAAUGCUAUGUUUUUAAAAGCUGGGCAAUGAUCCACCAGGGAUGCUCCUGGCCCCUCUCUCUCUCCCCCAGGAUUCAAGCAGUCAACUUGUGGUCCAUUUGUGCUUUUUUUUUUUUGAUUGUGGCCUUGUGGGUCUUUUAAUGUAAUUGUUCUAUUUCACAAGAGUUUGGAAGUUUGCAUGAUCA